Messenger RNA from Triplophysa dalaica, 5893 nucleotides. RefSeq names its product 5'-nucleotidase, cytosolic IIb (gene nt5c2b). The transcript has 18 exons. The coding region runs from base 229 to 1905 and encodes 558 amino acids. The record is from RefSeq and is a predicted model, not a curated record. NCBI's taxonomy places the organism in Eukaryota, Metazoa, Chordata, Actinopteri, Cypriniformes, Nemacheilidae. Gene Ontology annotation, molecular function: 5'-nucleotidase activity.
GCGCAAGCUCCGCCUUGUCCUGCCACUCUACAACUGCUUACAGCUAGGUUAUGAAAAAACUAGCUUUUGAUUCGCGUUAAUAGCGAGACGCGCAGUUUUACUUGACAAUCGUAGCCACUAAGCACAGAUUCUCUCUUACUAAUAUUUCGCAGAACGUACGCGGUUUUAGCGCUGCCUGUGCACUUGAGUUUUUGGGCUUUGACGAAAGACACCAAUUUAGAACUAAUUAUGACAACAUCAUGGAGUGAUCGACUUCAGGACUAUGCAGACCUCCCAGCAAACAUGGAUGGCCUGGCUAUGAAGAAAUACAGAAGAGAGGCCUACCAUAGAGUGUUUGUGAACCGAAGUUUGGCCAUGGAAAAAAUCAAAUGCUUUGGCUUUGAUAUGGAUUACACUUUAGCAGUAUACAAAUCACCUGAAUACGAAUCACUGGGCUUUGAUCUGACUGUGGAGCGACUGGUCUCUAUUGGCUACCCACAGGAGCUGCUUGGAUUUGUAUAUGACCCCACUUUCCCUACUAGAGGUUUGGUGUUUGACACCAUGUAUGGCAACCUUCUGAAGGUGGAUGCUUACGGAAACAUCCUGGUCUGUGUCCACGGCUUUAACUUUCUGCGUGGACCAGACAUCCGACAGCUCUACUCCAACAAGUUUAUCCAGCGUGAUGACACUGAACGCUUCUACAUCCUUAACACACUCUUUAACCUUCCAGAAACGUACCUCUUAGCCUGCAUGGUUGACUUCUUCUCAAACUGUGACAGAUAUUCCAGCUGUGAGACGGGCUUUAAGGAUGGAGAUCUCUUUAUGUCCUUCAAAAGCAUGUUCCAAGAUGUCCGAGACGCCGUAGAUUGGGUGCACUUUAAGGGAACAUUGAAGGAAAAAACUGUAGAAAACCUGGAGAAGUAUGUUGUGAAAGAUGCAAAGUUGCCGUUGCUGCUGAGCCGCAUGAAUGAAGUUGCUAAAGUGUUCUUGGCCACCAACAGUGACUACAAAUACACCGAUAAAAUUAUGACAUACUUGUUUGACUUCCCCCAUGGACCAAAGCAUGGUACUCCUCACCGUCCGUGGCAGUCAUACUUCGACCUGAUCCUAGUGGAUGCACGGAAGCCUUUGUUCUUUGGAGAGGGCACAGUUCUGAGACAGGUGGAUACGACCACUGGCCGGCUGAAAAUAGGAACAUACACUGGACCUCUGCAACAUGGCAUUGUAUACUCUGGAGGUUCCUCUGACAUUAUGUGUGACCUGCUUGGAGCAAAAGGGAAGGAUAUUGUGUACAUUGGGGAUCAUAUUUUUGGCGAUAUCCUCAAGUCGAAGAAGCGCCAGGGUUGGCGGACAUUCCUGGUGAUUCCCGAAUUGGCUCAGGAGCUACAUGUGUGGACAGAUAAAAGCUCUCUGUUCGAGGAACUUCAGGGCUUGGAUAUUUUCUUGGCAGAGCUAUACAAGCAUCUGGACAGCAGCAGCAAUGAGAGACCAGAUAUCAGUGCCAUCCAGAGAAGAAUGAAGAAAGUGACUCAUGACAUGGACAUGUGCUAUGGGAUGAUGGGCAGUCUGUUCCGCAGUGGCUCUCGGCAGACUCUGUUUGCCUCCCAGGUGAUGCGUUAUGCUGACCUGUAUGCUGCUUCAUUCAUCAACCUGCUCUACUAUCCAUUCAGCUAUCUGUUCAGAGCCGCCCAUGUCCUGAUGCCCCACGAGUCCACAGUGGAGCACACCCAUGUAGAGACCGACACAGAGUCUCCACUGGCCACACGCAACCGCCACUGUGUGGACUGCAAGGACAUUGACUGCAAGAGAAACCAGCUCACACGCUCCAUCAGUGAAAUCAAACCACCCCACAUGUUUGCUCAUCCACCACAGGAGAUCACACACUGCCACGAUGAAGAUGAUGAUGAAGAGGAAGAAGAAGAGUAGACGGUGCUAGAUCACUUCUAGGGUAAAGAUCUGUGAGAGAAUAGUUAUAGGGUGACAAUGAUAUUGCGUGUUGGAGAAAAGGAGAAGUGGGUGUAUGAAGUAGAUCUUGGGUAUCAAUUAGGUGCCAUGCACAAAUAGCUAAUGUGAGUAGUAUUAGAGUUUGAUUCUAAUAGAUGGAUUCCUCCUUUUCUAAAUAUAGGAGAUAUUUUUUUUAUGGAAUUAGGACUCAUUCUGUGUGAGAAGUUCUGUACUAAAUCUGAGCAUAAAUUCAUGACACAGAAUGAAGUCGGUGAUGGCAAACAGUCCUGGUGGUAAAAUUGAGUUUACAUUAGACUCUUAUUAUGCAUCAUGCUGUGGACUAGAUCUUAUUUUAACACAAGCACACAAAGAAUUCAGUCCCUUUUGGGUUGAAUGAAAAUAUGUUUUUGGUAAUAGAGCCAAAACAAACAUUUAGGCAAAUGUUAUAUUUGAACUAUUUUCACAGAUCUUUUUUUUAACAUAACUAUGUAGCCAGUUCAUCCAGCCAGAUUAGUCCAACUACCUCCUGCAAAGACUGUAUCCAGUAAGAAUAUGAAUGAAGCACAGAGAAAUUAAAGCACAUGGUUCAGUGUGAUGUGAGAGGAACUAUAGCCGACUCAAGAAUGAUGUUAUUUUGCAACAGCCGUCGGCCCAUUUCAUAUUUAAAAAAUUGUUUUUACUCUUGUUUUUCACUUUAUAUUGCAGACACAUCAGUACCUGCUAUUGUUUUGGCAAAACAAGUUUGAUGUCUCAUACUGUAUUUUUAAUCAUUUUAAUAUUAGUCGGAAAUAACUAAUCAUUUUUGUUGCAAUCCUUUUGUUCCAUUACACUUAUGCUGUAGAACAGUACUUCUGUCUGACAGGAGAAAACUAUUGAGACAUCUUAAAUGACCUUGACAUACAAAUAAUAUAUUAGAAAAGCAUAAUGACAGAAAUUGACAAUUUAAAAUGAACUGCAGUGAUGUUAACACCUGGGCAUUCAGAAACUGAUCAGUUGGUUGAAAAAGAGCACAGCUGCUUUGGUGUGUUUUCUGUGGCGAUAAGUGUAAUCCUGGCUAAUGUUUGAACUCUGUUGAUGGUUAACCCCAUGAGGACCAAUCUGGUGCAGAUAAAAUGUGUUCUGUGCUUAAAAGGUCCCUUAGACCUUUGUGGAUGUUUUGCAGGUGUCCACAUAACUAGUACGUGGAAGAAAGUACGUUUUGUCCUUAAAGUAAUACGUAUGUUCAUGGUUUAAAGAGGAAGAGGUUUGAGCUCUGAAAAGUGCAUGAAACCGCUAGAUAAGGAAUAAUAAAUACUAUAAUUUAAUGACGCUACACGAUUCACAGUGCUUAAUGUAGUGUAAAUAAAAGCAUAUUAUUAUUAUUGUUUUUACUUUAUAAAACUGAGAAGAAGACCCAUGUAUGUAUGUGUUUAGAAGGAACCUUGGGUAAAGAGAGAUGUAUGGCUUAAUAUAUUAACAAUGACAUUGACUUUAUAAAUGUAAAAUUAAAAACAGUGUCACAGCAUUCAUACACUUUGAAAAAAUAUUUUACAUAAAGGGCUGCUAUAGUUUUCAGAGACGUCAAAUGGUUGCAACAUAAACCCGUUAUCCUAACGCUACAGCAGAGCACACAAGUUUUCUGUAUAUAACAGUAAAAAAUGAGACGUCAAACAUUAGAUCAGGUAUAUCAAUACAAAGGGAUAGUAGGUGGUGGUAUGUUCCCUUGACACAAGCCAGCCUGCUUGACAUUAAAGAAGAAUGUGUUCAGUAAGCAUCUGUUCAAUGUAAACAUGUUUUAAAUCAUAGCUUUAAACUACCGCCGUUAAGACUGUUUAAGACAUCGUCAUCCACCAUUAUAAUAUACUUUAUACAUUAUGAAAAUAUACUGAUAAACACAAUAAUAAGAAGCUUGCGGUUUGGUUAUUUAUAUUCUGUAUUAGAGUUUACGUGAAUAUUAACCCCCGCCACCUAAUGACCGAGAGAGAGAAGACAAUAGGUCAAGUCAAAAUCUGGAUAAAUGCAUUUUAUAAUGGCUAAAAACAUUGUGUAUUUCUUAAAUUCCCAAUGGUUUUGGUUAUUAAUAUGUAUGUUUGUAUUGUUUCUGACCAACAAUUUUAAAAUGUAUGAAAAUACACCAAAUUAUUUUUAAAAUCAUAGUUUUUUUUUUAUUUAUAUUUGUAUCCUACCUUAUAUUUACUGAAUAACUGACCGUGUAUGUGUUCAGUUUGGCUGCCUGUGAGUGCAAUCAUUUUACAUCAUCAAAAAAGAACACGGCGACCUCCUUAUGUUAAAAUGAGUAUUACAUUAUUUUUUUAAGAAAUUUAAAUCUUUUAUAUGUUUCUAAUGACAAAUGCUAGUAGUGUAAGGCUAUUACAACAUAUUUAGCCAUACAUCUCUCUAUACCCUGGGUUCCCUUUAAACGUUUGGUUUGUUUGUGGUGAGGGACGUUUUUUUUAGCUUUCAUAGAUCUGUUUUCAUGGGACCAGUUAAAAAUAGACCUACUUUUAAACUUACAAUGCAUAUUUUGUAUGUUUAACUUUGUGUAUGGCUUAAAAUAAAUGGAAAAUCCUGUGACGGCAGCUCUUUCAAAUGAUGCUUGUUCUUUGUCCCAGUCUCACACAUAGUACAGUAGUAUCUCCCUUUCCUUAUGCAUUAGGUUACCUAGACUCAGCAUUGUUUAUAUAUGAAGUUUGGAGUUUUUUCCAAAAUGAGAUAACUCCGUAAAAAAAAUCAAAAAUCAUGUUUUUUAUUGUGCAUUCCAAUGAUUAUAUAUAUGUAUAUCUCAAGGGGUGAGAACCAGAGUGUAGUAAGUGACAUUUCAUCAACUUUACAAGAGGGCCAGAACAAAAAAAAACAUAGUUUGAUCUGACUUUAUUUUAAAGAAUAAAAUCAAAAUACAAAGAUGUUACACACAUGGAUGACAGUGUACCUAUUGAACAGUAUUUAAACAUUUAUUUAGAAGAAAAACAAAAUAAUUUUCUUAAAUAAAAAAUUUCAUGGGACCAUUUUGGCACCAACGUUUCAGCCUUUUUCAAUGAUCUUCUGCUCACAGGCUUUUCUAAACAAUUCGGUUGUUAAAGGGGUCAUUUGACUCCGCUAAAACCAAUAAUAUUGUUUGCUUUAGAUGUAUUAUGUAUGUACCUUAUUAUGUUCUAUGAUAGGUCUUUUGGCUUCUGCUGAAAAACUCAAAUUGAUAAAGAUUUCUCUUGUGUCAUUUUGGCAGUAUAAAGAGCUCAUCUAGGGCUUUCAUUUGGUAUAUACCCAUUUCAACCCAAAUGUCACUUACGCCCCUCUGGUUCUCACCCCUCGAUAUAUAUAUGUGUGGUGUCUGGAGGCGUGCGUGUGUUUUUCCCUGGACAUGGUAUAAAACGGAGCUAAUGUCAGCAAUUGUUCUGUUAAAUCUGGAUGUCUGUCCAAGGAAUAAAGACAUUGAGUUUGAACAGUAUUUGACGAUGUGUCUCAAGAGAUUCAAUAUGGAGUACGCCCUACAGUUAUUCAUCAUAUGUAGCAUUGCCUGUGAAAAACUGUUUUUAAAUAUCUGUUUCAGCCAGUUUUUUUGUUAUAUUUUGGCAUUGUUUUGAUUUUAUUUGUUAAAUUUACCAUUAGUAUACUAAUACCUUAGCUGUUCAUUAUUACUUUCUACCUUUUGCUAAUUUCUGAAAUAUUUUAUGAUGAUGAUUUUUCUACUCGAGGGUAGACAAACAAUAUUCUAUUUGACUUUCAUUAGCUAUUUUGAAUAGAAAUAAAUUUCAUUUAGAGAAGCAAUGGAAAAGGUCCACAGCAGUGUUGCCUUCACAGAGAUUAACAGCAAAGAACCCAUGGGAUUAUUAAUCCCCUUUUUGUAUGUUUUUGAUUUUGUUUAUUUAAUGAGUUCAAAUUCAGUUUUACACUGAAAUUAUAACCGUUUUUGAUUUAUAUAGAGUUAUACACCAAUACAUGGGGGCAAUUACAUGUCCAUGUAAAAUAAAGAGAAUUUUCCAUAAUAAAUUCA